AUGACCAGACUGGAGACUGUGCACAAGAAGUACACCGAACUGUUGGCGGACAUGAAGAAGCUGGAUCGCGACUAUGCCAAAAGCAAAAAGCGGGCCGAUCAACUCCAGAAGGACCAGGACAAGGGCAAGUCGGAACUGAACAAGACUGUCACCAUGAAAGAUAAGCUGGAGAAACUCUGCCGAGAGCUUACCAAGGAGAACAAGAAGGUCAAGGCGCAUGUUCGACAGGAUGAAAACAAAAAACUGGAGGAAACCGAGAAAAAGGCACGGCUGAUUGUGAAUGAACGGCUUGACUCUCUGUUGUACGAUAUCCAAGAUGUCAUGGCAGCGAAGGGCAACCCGCGCAACGAAAAGCUAGAUAUCGACUUGGACGAGGCUCUGCGCGCCAAAAUUAAGACCAUCGGCGAAAAGUUCGAAAUGCGAGAGUUGCAUUAUAAAGCGCUCUUGCGCAGCAAAGAUGCCGAGAUCCAGUGCCUGACUGCCAAGUACGAAGAACAGCGCCGCGCUGCCGAAAAUGAAGCGGCCCGUUGUCGUGCGCUCAGUUCGCAGGUGUCUACUUUUUCGCAUACCGAAGCCGAGUUGCGUAGCCAACUAAAUAUCUACGUUGAAAAGUUCAAGCAGGUGGAGGAUACACUCAAUAACAGUAAUGAACUGUUUCUGACAUUCCGCAAAGAGAUGGAGGAAAUGUCGAAGAAAACUAAACGGUUAGAGAAGGAGAACCUGACGCUCACGCGCAAGCACGACCAAACGAACCGAAACAUACUGGAGAUGGCCGAGGAACGCACGCGAAACCAUGAAGAGUUGGAAAAGUGGCGAAAGAAGAGUCAACAUCUCGAAGCGCUUUGCCGGCGAAUGCAGGCCCAGGGCCGUGGGCAGGGUCUCACAGGCCAGUUGAACGGCGACGAUGAGGGAACAGAGAGCGAGUACGACGAAGACUACGAAGAUGAUGAGGACGACGAGGGUAUCAGCGACGACGAAUACGAGUUGGACAAUUCGGAGAACGACAUCAACGGCGGCCGUAGCGCUCCCCAGGCGACUGAGAAGCCUGUCUUUGGGCCACCCCCGCCACCUAACCUUCUGGAAGCGCGAGCGAACGGAAACAAAGCCAUGAUCAACGGAUGCCACUAA
This is a messenger RNA of Aspergillus fumigatus Af293, 1128 nucleotides long. RefSeq names its product taxilin. The record is from RefSeq and is a predicted model, not a curated record. Bases 1 to 1128 code for a protein of 375 amino acids. Lineage: Eukaryota; Fungi; Ascomycota; Eurotiomycetes; Eurotiales; Aspergillaceae. Gene Ontology annotation, molecular function: syntaxin binding. The transcript is spliced from 4 exons.